Messenger RNA from Pimephales promelas (fathead minnow), 3006 nucleotides. RefSeq names its product ALG13 UDP-N-acetylglucosaminyltransferase subunit (gene alg13). Gene Ontology annotation, biological process: protein deubiquitination. Gene Ontology annotation, molecular function: cysteine-type deubiquitinase activity; K63-linked deubiquitinase activity. Lineage: Eukaryota; Metazoa; Chordata; Actinopteri; Cypriniformes; Leuciscidae. The record is from RefSeq and is a predicted model, not a curated record.
UCAUUCCCAAGCCGAAAGGAAACUUUCGACCUUCACCGUUUUUUUCGUUUUUAGUCGGAAAGCCGUGAAGCUCUGUAUAUGUAUUGUUUUUUAUUUAUGAUUUCUUGAAGAUGCAGAAACCCUUGAAGAAAUAUUUUGUAAACAUGGACGAGUAUCUGGCCAGCAUCGGGCUCUACCGAAAAAUGAUGGCGAGAGACGCGUCCUGUCUGUUUCGAGCUGUUUCUGAGCAGCUUUACUUCUCCCAGAAUUACCAUCAAAGAAUAAGAAAACAGUGUGCCAACUUCAUGAGGGCAAACAGAUGUAACUUUGAACCUUUUGUUCAAGGAUCUUUUGAGAAGUAUUUGGAGCGCUUGGAAGACCCCACGGAAACCACAGGACAAGUGGAAAUAAAAGCAUUGUCUUUAGUGUACAGGCGGUGCUUUGUCAUUUACAGGUAUCCAGGUAAGCCGCCAACUGAGAUUGCAGAGGAAGACAAUUUGCCUAAGAUUUUGCUGUGUUGCUCAAACAACGGCCAUUAUGACAUUGUUUACCCCAAGAACUAUCCAAUGGAUGCUGCACUGUGUCAGGCCUUGUUGUAUGAACUGUUAUACACUCGUGUUCUGGGAGUCGAGGAAGAAGAGCUGCAGGUGGCGCUGGAGGGAUUCAAAGGAGGCGGACGACGAUACAGAAACAGCCAGUCUAUGUGCAGCGAGGACGCUGGCUACGACACCCCGGAAGACCGGCCUCAGAGAGAAGAAUGGGAGUCGAGUGGUCACUGCCGCUCGGAAGACAAAUCCAGAGCUGGAGCUGAGGACCAGAAGGCCACAGAAGGUUCAGGGAAACUGGUUCUGCCGUACAAGGUACUAAAGGCUUUGGAGCCAGAGCUGUACCGCAACGUAGAGUUUGACGUGUGGCAAGACAGCCGCAAAGAGCUACAGAAGACUGAUUACAUGGUGUUUGCUGGCAGACAGUACUUUUUAGGAGAUAAGUGUCAGGUCCGCUUGGACCCAAAAGGGAAGUACUACAAUGCUUUCAUUCAAGAAGUAGGGAGUCACACCACUGCGGUGACCGUGUUCAUCGAGGAGCUUGCGGAAAAGCACCUGGUUUCCUUGAGUAAUCUGAAGCCAGUGAACCCUGUGCCAGCCUGGAACAUCACACCAAGCAGAAAGGGAAACUCCUACAACCAUCCAGAGCAGUACACUGGAGAACUAGACCCCGAGAUGCGCGGACGCCGAAGGUUCUUCAAGAAGCCUCGUGGUAAGGAGAUGUUGAUGGCAGUAUCUUUCAGUCAUCCUCAGCCUGGCUUACCUCCCCGCCUGCAGCCUGGGCCAGGAAACAUUCAUCCUGUCCAUUCUCCAGGGGUGCACGGUCCCGCUCAGCCACCACCAGGCCUGGCCUAUGAACACUACCGACCCCAUCCUUCACCUAGACCACCGCGUGGGUACGGACCACCCAGAAGUUCUGGCCGAUUCCUGAACAGACACCAUCUUAUUGGACCAGACAUGGCCUAUUAUCCUAGUCCUGGCAAGCGCUGCUACCAGAGUUUUGAUAACUACUCUUUCAGGUCACGAAGGAGUCGAAGGCAGAUGCACUCUCUGAAUAAAGAGUGUCUGAGUUGUGUUCCUGAGCCUGGAGAGGACACCCAAGACAUGGAGGGAAGCAUCACCUUCUAUGAGAUUGAGGAGACGGACGAGAGUGCCUUCUCCCCAAUACCGGGUCAAGCAGUGUCCAGCCCCAUGGUUCCAGGGGCCACUGCUUACUGGGUGCCAAGAGUUCCCAGUCCAAUCCCUCCUUCAGGCAAACAGACCAUGACAUCAUCAGAAGAGGACCCUGAUGAGAGGAAUACUGCUGGUGAAGGUGACUAUUCAGAGGAGUACAUCUACGCCGCCGCAGAGGCAGGCUAUCAGAAUCCAUCAGUGUAUGCAGCGGCAGCAGAGUCUACCACCAAUCUGACCAUUCAAGAAGGAAGUUCCCGUGCUGGGUCGCCACAAGAGGGUGUCGCCACCUACAGCUACUCACAACAGGUGGUUGUGAAGUCAUCUGUCCUCUCCUCUUCUCAACAAAUCAACUCUGCCCCGGCUGCAAUCUUCACUUCAAACUCUUCCUCUUCAUCCACCGGGAGCUCCCAGACCCCUCCAAACCCCCUGCCGCCCAACAGCAUCCUGACCCCGGGACAGCCACCACCCCAGAGUGUUCUGGGCAGGCCGGCCGUUCCGUGGUUUGUGAAUGAGCUGGGAGAGCCAGUCGCCUUGGCACCUCCUCCACCCUACUCGUAUGACCCCAAUGGCAGUGACCUUCCAAGAGAUUACAAAGUGCUUCAGUACUACUACAAUUUGGGGGUACAGUGGUAUCAGCAGAGUUACUGGCACUCUGUGGUGCAAAUGCAGCAGGUGUAUCAGCAGCCGGCCGCAGACGCUCAGUAUCAGCCGUACUCGGGCGUCGUUCCUACCGCUGACCACACGGUUCCCCAGGCCUACCCUGAUCCUGUCCGCACGUGCCCCCAUCCACAAGGAGACGUGCCCAGCAACGGCGCCUCUCUGGCUAUGGAAAGCCCUCCUACGGUGGUCCCCGGCACGGUCUUCUACCCCCUGGUGCAGGAGCAGUGCGGCCAGCAGCCCCUUCACCCCAGCUAUGAGCCCUACGUGCCCGUGCUUUCCACAACAUAUCACUACCUCACUCCCUGGACUCACGGUGCUGGCCCGCAUCCCCGCAUCCACCAUGCCACAUACUGCCCCUCUUCCUCUCACUCCCCCGUCAACUACAUCACCCAGACCCACCCCGGCCAUAUGCCACACUCACAGUUUGUCUAAGUAUCGUUUACCAGCAGAAAUGUUCUCGCUUGCGUUGUUCAGUUGUUAGUUCUGUAUUGUUUUCACAGACGAAUGGUUAUUCAGGGAUCCUGCAGUGUUACUCGGUACAUGAAUAGAAAGCCAGGACAGAGUAGAUGUGCUUUUGCCACCCCGCACGUCCUCUCCCAUCAUUUCACCGAUUUAAUAAGCAUAUAUUGGAUUCCCCCAUUCAAUUAUU